AUGUCUGUCGACAAGAAAUCUCCACCAAAGGAAGAAAGUGAGGAGUCCAUGGGGUCGAGCCCCGAGGGUGAGGCUCCUGCUCAACCCCCUGCGUCGGCAGCACCUGCUGCUUCAUCGACGCCGGCGGCAUCUAAUGAUAAUAAUGCUAGUGGUGCUGGUGUUUCUGCACAGCAACCUGAGAAUCAGCAGCCGAAGCGGAAAGGCGGUCGCAAGCCGAUCUAUGCGACUUCCGAAGAGAGAAAGCAGAGAAACCGUCAGGCCCAAGCAGCUUUUCGGGAACGUCGCACCGAGUACAUCAAGCAGCUUGAGGAGGCCAUCAGGACUCAUGAGCAGAACCUGGCCAACCUUCAGGCGGCUCAUCGCCAUGCGGCCGAUGAGUGUUUGAUGCUGCGGUACAAAAACUCGUUGUUGGAACGUAUCGAUGUACAAGCAGAGCUUCGGGCCAAAACUGGCAGCCCGAAUCUUGGGCCAACGCAUAUUCCUCAGCCUACUAUCGUGCAGCCGCCUCCCAUCCAGAGGCCAAUUAUCAAUAGACACCACCCACGCAGAUCAAACUCUGGCAUCGCCCCGAAGAUUGAGCCAGGAAUCAAUGUAACGCCACUACCUCCUCCGCUUCAACCACACUCGGCCUUGUCGCCAACGAACCGGCCCACGCCCUCUUCUCAUUCGGCUUCGCCACCUGGAACAGCGUCGUUCGGCUCUCAGCAUGCUCCGUCUCCUGCCGGAUCCGAUCAUCUGAACCCGUCCAUGCGGCCCACGCCACCAUCCGGUCCGGUAAUGAAGGCAACCCCUCCACAAAUGGGUCCGCCGGUGCAUGGGCUUCCAACACCGCGGUCCAUGCACCAGCCGAUUGGGGGACUACAGCAUAGCGUCAACAACCAGCCGCGGCCCAGUGAAUACGAUGCUGCAGCUGACAUGAUCGACGACACCGCCGACACACCCGACACACCAAGCGGACCUGGCCCUUAUCCGGGACCCCCGUACCCCGGAGACCCGCAACCAAUGUCCCUAUCAUCACCGGUUACGACAGGACCACCUGGCAGCCAGCCCAUGGCUGGACAGUCCCCGAUGGACUCAAGCGUCGCCCAUGGUCAGCACGGCACGUAUCCAUCGAUGACUCAGCUGCUCGACACCAGCUAUGACUUCGAUCCUUUUGGUCUCAGCGCAAGCAUGGCCUUCCCAACCCAGUUUUCAUUCGAUACCAGCAACAUGCGAUAA
Thermochaetoides thermophila DSM 1495 is the source of this 1218-nucleotide messenger RNA. RefSeq names its product putative sequence-specific DNA binding protein. The record is from RefSeq and is a predicted model, not a curated record. Gene Ontology annotation, molecular function: DNA-binding transcription activator activity, RNA polymerase II-specific; transcription cis-regulatory region binding. Gene Ontology annotation, cellular component: RNA polymerase II transcription regulator complex. The transcript is spliced from 4 exons. NCBI's taxonomy places the organism in Eukaryota, Fungi, Ascomycota, Sordariomycetes, Sordariales, Chaetomiaceae. Bases 1 to 1218 code for a protein of 405 amino acids.